CGAGGAUUCUGGAGAGUUUGUGAAACUCACAGCGACAGGACGAGUCAUGUCUCGGAGGAGUUCUCGCCUGUUGUCCGGUGGCUACUACAACUCAGACGAAGAGUCGGACUCCAGCAGCGUGACAAACAUAUCCUACCGUGAAAACCCUGUCAAGGUUUUCAAGAAGAAGGCAGGCAGCCGCAAGGCCAGCCCUCGUACCUCCAGCAGAGCCAAUAGCAAUACCAGUUCACCCAGUGUCGAGUCGCCCACCACUGCAGACCAGCGUGAUGGCCCGAGUCCUUCUCCCUCCAGCAGCCUGCCCCCGGUGAUCCUGAGGACGGAGCCCUACGUCUUCCCGGCAGCGACCCCUCGACCUGCCCUGACCCCGUCAUCAUCCCGGAGUCGGACCCCCACAUGCUGCCCCUCCGUGCCUCCGGAGAAGAGCCUGUACGCUGGACAUUACAGCUCCACCAGGCCAGGAUUACACCUGAGGCCCAACCACAAGGAGCCGAGUCAGAGCGCAGUGGACAGCUCGGGCUACUCGUCCUCCGAGGGUCUUUACAAGAAGACCCUCGGGACCCCCAGCAGCUCCGUUAGAACCAGUGAGGCUCCCACUCCUGGAUACAGGACCAGGAUCAGCAGUGCCUUCUUCAGUCUGAUGGACUCGGCCUCGUUGACGGCUGCUGCAGCUCAGUCCAAAGUCAAGGAUCUGACCGCUGGAGCAAACACUUGGUUCACCCCUCGCAGGAAGAAGGCUUGUGUUCAGUUUCUCCUCCUCCUCCUCCUUCUCCUCCUCCUGAUUCUGUGUCUUUGGUUCCUCUUCCCCUUGUUGACUUCUUUCAUCUCCCGCAUGAGUGUCACAAAGACCCCGUCACCGACUAAACCAGAGAGUAGACCUGUCAUCACUGCCACUCCUCCUCCUCUUCCUCCUCCUGCUCUUCCUCCUGCUGCUCCUCAACCCAGCACCAUGCCUCAUGCACCUGUGGUGGAUCCAGCUGUUGUUUCUGCUGCUGUAGAAGCCAAGAUGCAGAUUCUUUUGGCAGAGCUGCUGCUGAAGCAGGAGCAGCUUUUCUCCCAGAUGAAGGAGCGGAUGAAUCUGGACCUGCAGGGGAUCAAAGCCAGUCUCGACGCUGAGGACUCGGACACUCGGCUGCGUCUGAAGCAGGAAGUCGCCGGCCUGGACAGGAAGUUUGUGGAGUAUCAGACGGACAGUCGGUCUGCUGCCGUCGGCCUCAGCCUCCGGAUCCAAGCUGUGGAGGCUGAGAACUCCAAGCUCUCCCAGGAGUUGUCCUCCAUCCAGCUCACGCCUCCUCCAGCCCCUUGUCCUGAAACCCCCGCUGCCCCCGUCCAGGACCACCUGACCCCAGAGCUGCAGCAGGCCAUGGAGAGGUGGCUCACCGACCGCAUCAAGGAGCAGGACUUCCUCAGACUUGGGGACAAAGGAAGCGACGCAGACCUGGGACGUCCCAUGGCCGACAAAAUGGCCGACUUUGCCCUGGAAACUCAAGGAGCCAGCGUGAUCAGCACCAGGUGUUCGGAGACGUAUCGGAUCCGCUCGGCGUGUGUCACCCUGUUUGGUUUCCCUCUGUGGUAUCCGUCCGAAAGCCCACGCACCGUUAUUCAGGGUAACCCGGUGCUGCUCCCGGGGAAGUGUUGGGCGUUCCACGGCGUCCAGGGGCUUCUCGUCAUCUCUCUGUCUCACCCUGUGAGGAUCACCCAUGUGACCCUGGACCACCUCCCGCGCUGCAACUCCCCCACCGGCCGCAUCGACUCCGCGCCCAAAGACUUUGAAGUCUACGGAGCAAGAGACGAGACAGAGGAAGGAACUCUGUUGGGAACUUUCACCUACGAUGAGGAAGGAGAAUCCACGCAGACGUUUCAGCUGCUGGAGCCCAGUGAGGAGGUCUACAGGUCUGUGGAGCUGCGUGUCCUCAGUAACUGGGGUCACAUCGAGUACACGUGUCUCUACCGCUUCCGCGUGCACGGGAAGAUGGCGUCCACCACGUGAGACCGGCCGGCUGCAGCAUCGUGUCUUGUUAAAACAUAUCAGGAAGGACUUUUGAAAUGUGGCUUUUAGAACAUGAAAGUCAAAUCCAUGCUUAUGCUACUGAAACGUGUCUGAUGUUGAUGAAUGGAGCUUCUCUGAGUCGGCAGGUUUGCUGUGGUUUGAAACUGCUUAAUGUUGAAGUGACAAAUCACAGGAAGUUGUUUUUUUUUAUGCAAAAGUUGAAGCGCACACAAAUGUACAUAAUGACGUGUUGAUUAUAUUUCUAAAAACCAAAUAUCUACCUAAUAAAACCCUUGGGGGCCUUUUUGCUGUCAGACUUAUGAACGUGCCACAAAAUAAUGUUUUUUUAACUCUUGCUGUUAUUAAUUGUUAUUUAAUAGUGAUUAGAUAUUUCGUGCUUCACAAUCCCACCGGAGAAAAACGCAGUAAAAAACGUUUCUUUACAAAGUGCAGCAGCUGAAUGUUAAACAGUCCUCAGUGGUACGUUAACUAGCUUCUCCCCCAUUCGUGAAGAAGUGACUUGAAUA
Messenger RNA from Limanda limanda (common dab), 2514 nucleotides. It is a transcript of the gene sun2, whose product is annotated as Sad1 and UNC84 domain containing 2. The record is from RefSeq and is a predicted model, not a curated record. Gene Ontology annotation, cellular component: meiotic nuclear membrane microtubule tethering complex; nuclear envelope. The coding region runs from base 47 to 1987 and encodes 646 amino acids. Gene Ontology annotation, biological process: nuclear envelope organization. Gene Ontology annotation, molecular function: protein-membrane adaptor activity. The transcript has 16 exons. Lineage: Eukaryota; Metazoa; Chordata; Actinopteri; Pleuronectiformes; Pleuronectidae.